Molecule: messenger RNA, 1676 nt
Organism: Radiomyces spectabilis
Lineage: Eukaryota; Fungi; Mucoromycota; Mucoromycetes; Mucorales; Radiomycetaceae
Exons: 2
Coding region: 341-1453 (370 amino acids)
Source: RefSeq, a predicted model, not a curated record
AAUUGAUGGAGAAUAAUCAUUGAUAAAAAAAAAUGAAGGACAAGCUAUGGAUAAACUAGUCAGUUUCACGUGCAAUCACUACAGCGACGGGUAUACUUCAGGAGAAUAGAGAGUGUGUUCAUUCAAGUCAUCCGUGCCAUUUUCCAGACUCGCUUUUUGAACUGGACGAGGCGAGUUGGGCCGAAAAUAUCUUUCUCACCAAACUAUCAUCGGAAUAUCAAUUCUGUCUUCCCUUCUUUUUUUAUCCAUUCAUUCAUUUUUCUGGGGCUCUCUUCCCUUUCCUUGUUCUUUUUUAUCCUUUUUUUUUAUCCUUUUCCUUGUCAACCGCUGCAUUCUAGCCAUGGACCGAUAUGGAAGACCCGAUGCACGAAUGUACCAGCCCAAUGACCCGUAUCGAGCCGUAAGGAAACCUCCCAGUCCAGAUUCGUCCGAAUCAACUGGCAUUCCUAUGGAUUCCGACUUUAUGCAUUCCAGAACGGCAUCGGAUUCAAGCACAAGUCGGCUGGCCACGGGUGUUUCAGAAUCAGCGAAAAAUCAGGGUGAUGUUUAUAACAAUUACGAUUAUUACGAUCAAGAUCCGUACGCUGUGCCUGCGCGUGGUCACCAAAAGCGGCAACAUCGAAAACGAAAAGAUGAAGGGCAGCGAGCCAAUUCCUAUCUUCCUUAUUCCCACCAUCGACGAAAUCCCUACGGAGCCCACGAACCCGUCUACUUGGAAGAAGAACGAUUGCCUAGUUUCAUUUCGCCCGAUCGAGACGGACCGGUAGGCUCGAUCCUCCAAGACAACAUCAUCAUGGACACCGUCGAUCAUUUGGAUCCCAUCGACGAAACCCAGAAAUCACAUCAAUUGCUGGAACCGUUACCUUCAGGGAAAAAGAAACGACGGUGGUGCGGAUUGCGGAGACGAACCAUUGUGUACGUUGCGUUUGUGUUCAUCGUUAUUGUGGCGGUCAUUUGGUAUUUCGUGUGGCCGCGAGUACCGACGCUUCAGUUUCUGGAUGCUGAUCUGCGUGAGGAACCACCAGCCAAAGGCCCGCCUCCAAAUUUUGAAGUACACCUCAAAUGGAACAUUAGUAUGACCACCGACAAUUCGGAAAAUUGGGUGCCUACGCACAUCAAAGCCCUCACCGUGGAAGUAUUUGACGAUAAUACACAAGAGAAAAUUGGCACGGGAAGUUCGGGGCCGUUGGUAUUGGCAGCGAAGAAAUCACAGACGAUUCCCAUGAACAUCGACAUUGAUUAUGGGCCCAAGCGGCAAGCCACCGACACGUACAACGACUUGUUGGGCGCCUGCUAUAUCUCCAAGCAGAGCACGGUGCCAGAAGACCAGGAAAACCUCAAGCAACAAAAACUCAACGUCAUCUUCCGAGUCACCUAUCACAUCGCCGGCUUCGCUUGGACCACCACCGCUUCGGUUAAACCGGCCAACGGUUUUGCAUGUCCCACAAAGUAACCAAAGAUCUUUCCAGCCAAAAACCUGAUACCCCAAGUCACCCAUGUCUGCUUAAUUACCAAGAUUCAUCUUUUCUGUACCUUUAAUAAAUCCAUAAGCUGCCAUUAUUGCUUCUGUUUUCAGUUCUCUUAUUUAUUUAUUUAUUUCUUCCACAGACAACGUUGGAACUUUGGACAGAAGCAAGCAAUAUCUCUCGUGAUGAAUAAAAAAUUUUGGCGUGAUG